UGUGAAACAAACAAAUCUGUUCUUUCUCGUAUUUUUUUUAUUUGCAGCUUCAUUUGCAGAUGUUUAUGUUAUAAGAGACCGAUUUGUGCCAUUUAAAGCUAGAUCGUGAUGACUGACUCAAUUUUGAUUAAAUACACAUGCACAGCAGUACAUGUAUGUGAUCAUGGUGAUCGUUACAAUGUACAUGUACAUCUGCCAGAUUUUAACAAAAUGAUACAGCCUACAGAUAUAAUUGCAGAUGAUAAUGAUGGAUGAGUCAGCAAAUACCCAGGAUUUAUUACAGGAAAUGGACGACAUUACUGGAAAUGGAUCACAUGUCAGUUUCACAGAAAUGGACAAUACACAACAGAUUGUAAACAAUAUCGAUGAAGUAAUUGCUCAACAGGCAUCAGAAAACACCUUUAAAACCAAUGAAAUUCCACAUAAUGUCGCAUCAUAUCAAAGAACUGGAAACACUUCAUCACAGCCCACUUGUCAACAGACUCAGGAUUCCUUGGAAAACAUGUCAGAAAAAAUUGAUGUGAUUCAAAAUGUAGAAAUACAAUCUCUAAAUCCUAAUAAAUCAUUGCAAUGCAACACACAAGAGGAAGACCCCAAUUUGAGCUUAAUUAUAUCACAAUCACAAAACUUAGAACAAUUAAGUGAUUCUAACAUGUCUAAAGAAUCUUUAGUUUUGAAUGAUAUCCCAGUACAAAGUAACAAAGACAUUCAUACAGAAGAUAGUGAGACUGGUAACUGUGAGCCGCCUAGCAAAAAACUUAAACCAGAACACAAAGAUGAACAAACCAAACCAGUUUUUCAGUUUGUUCCAAGAAAUGUUACUCACAAUAAAAAUAGUUCAAGUGUAAAAACAAAUUUGCUGUUGGUUUCCAAAAAACAAUUAGAUCCUCAAAGUAUUUUAAAGACAUUUGAUUCAGGACAAACAUGUAGUUCACAGCAGAUACCAAAGGGAGAUAAUUCAAAGGAACCAAUGUACCUUCAAGAUGAAUAUAGACACUCAAGCGAGAGAGAUAAAUCAUGCCUAGCUGACAGUGAUACCACAUCUUUCCUUGACAAAUCUUAUGAUGCAAAUGUAAUGUUACCUGCAGAUAUCGUAAAAACUUGGAGGACUUCUAGAGAGAUACAAGAGGGGGAAAUUAUUGAGGUUGAGAGGAAUACCGAUAGUGUGUUUACAUCCCAACCAACAUGUUUUGCCAGGAUAAUUGAUGAUUUUAAGAAGACUGAAGAUAAUUAUCUUAGAGGGUGUAAAUGGUCUCCGGACGGGAAAUGUUUACUAACUAAUAGUAACGACAACAAACUACGUGUAUAUCACUAUCCUACAGCUAAUACACAAUCAGAAUUGAAAUCUUGUGUUACUGUUAAAGAGACUGAUACAGUGUAUGACUUCUGCUGGUACAGAAAAAUGUCAUUAGAAGACCCUGAUACAUGCUGUUUUCUCACAACUUGUAGAGAUGGUCCAGUACAUAUGUGGGAUAUGGCCAGUGGUCAUUUGAAGUGUUCAUACAGACCUUAUAAUCAUUUGGAUGAAAUAGCAACAGCUCACAGUCUGGCAUUAAGUUUAGAUGGUGGAAAGUUAUACACUGGAUUUAACAGAAUGAUUCGUGUAUUUGAUGUGUCAAGACCUGGAAGACAUUGUAUACAACGACCUACAUUUGUAAAACACCAAGGACAGCCAGGGAUUAUAUCAUGUAUUGCAGCUAGUCCACAAGGUGGUGGUAUAUAUGCUGCAGGGUCUUAUGCCAGAGCUAUUGCUCUUUACCAUGAACCAGAAGGAAAUAUGGUGUGCAUGUUUCAGGGCCAACAAGGGGGUGUAACUCAUAUAGCCUUCUCACCUGAUGGUACAAAGUUAUAUAGUGGCGGAAGAAAGGAUCCUGAAAUUCUGUGUUGGGAUCUGAGAAAACCAGGACAGAUUUUAUUUGUGGCUUUAAGAUUGUGUGAGACCAAUCAGAGACUUUAUUUUGACCAAGAUACCGUUGGCAGACAUUUGUUUUCUGGUUGCCAUGAUGGUACAGUAUGUAUGUGGGACACCACACAACCACCAGUGAAGGUUCUGGAUGAGUCAGAUCCUUUAUUGAAACCGAUCAUGAAGUAUAAAGCACACGGAGACUGUGUCAAUGGAGUAAGUUUGAACCCAUACGAGAAUGUGUUGGCUACCUGUUCUGGACAGAGACAUUAUCCUGACCUUGGAGACAGUGAUGAUUCUGAUAAUGAUAGUAUAGAAUCGGAUGUUAUAGACAAUAGUGUUAAACUUUGGAAGUUUAAGUCAUAAUACAUCUUUAUCUCUUU
Molecule: messenger RNA, 2286 nt
Organism: Mytilus californianus (California mussel)
Lineage: Eukaryota; Metazoa; Mollusca; Bivalvia; Mytilida; Mytilidae
Product: telomerase Cajal body protein 1-like
Exons: 13
Coding region: 239-2269 (676 amino acids)
Biological process (GO): Cajal body organization
Cellular component (GO): Cajal body
Molecular function (GO): protein binding; RNA binding
Source: RefSeq, a predicted model, not a curated record